Molecule: messenger RNA, 1121 nt
Organism: Zootoca vivipara (common lizard)
Lineage: Eukaryota; Metazoa; Chordata; Lepidosauria; Squamata; Lacertidae
Product: trypsin-like
Biological process (GO): proteolysis
Cellular component (GO): secretory granule
Molecular function (GO): serine-type endopeptidase activity
Source: RefSeq, a predicted model, not a curated record
AUGGCAGGCAUGAGGCAGCUGGCUGUUGCAUUGCUCCUUGUCUCUGCUGUGUGCACCCAAGAUGACGAGGGAAGGAUCAUUGGAGGCUAUCCCUGCCUCCCCCAUUCUCAGCCCUGGCAAGCAUACCUGACUGGCACAUACACUUGCGGGGGGACUUUGAUCGCUGACUCCUGGGUAGUCACUGCUGCGCACUGCUAUGGUGGCAAUAUAAUCGUGCGGCUGGGGAAACACAACCUGGCGAUCCGGGAAGAAGGGGAGCAGACCCGGAGGGUGGUCAGGUACUUCCGCCACCCGGGUUUUAACCCCCGUACCCUCAAUAAUGAUGUCAUGAUGCUGAAGCUGGAGAGGCCAGUCCCCUUUACGCAGAAUCUACACCCUCUGGAGUUACCGAGAGGCUGCUCUGCCCCUGGGACCAUGUGCCUUGUAUCUGGCUGGGGCACCCUCACUACGCCACAAGCCACUUUCCCAAACAUCCUGCAGUGUGGCAACGUCAGGCUUAUCAGCCCAGAGAGAUGUGGAGCUUCUUAUCCUAACAGCAUCACGAAUGGGAUGGUCUGUGCUGGAGUACCAGAAGGUGGAGUGGAUGCCUGUCAGGGCGACUCAGGUGGGCCUCUCGUCUGCAAUCAGCAGCUGGAGGGGAUCGUCUCCUGGGGCAUGGAGAAAUGUGCCCAGGCCAACCGGCCAGGGGUUUACACCAGAGUAUGCAACUAUGUCAACUGGAUCCAACAAAUCAUGUGGAACAACUGAUCCCGAGGAAAGAGCUCGUCUUAUCCACAUUGGUGUUCCGGCAAUAAAAAACAAUUACCUUUUUUCGGGGGUGGGGGUUAAAGUCUCUCUUUCCAUGAAUUCUGCAAAUAUAUAUGCGUGUGUAUUACAGCCAGUGGUGGAUAGAACAGGAUUGCUUCCCCUGUUUGAAAUAAAUGUAUAUAUUGGGCUCUGCUUGUUUCUCUCCUCUCCAGUGCAAUGCUUUAAACCCCCCCCCCCUCCCAGCAACUUCUGGAACUAAUUGCAGAAUACUCAAGAGACCUUCAUGACUUUGCUGGUCGGAAGUGCAUUACAAGUGCAUGAGAAUGUAGGGUGUUCUUUCAGAAGCUAUCACCAGGGGGACCUAUCAUUUUACU